This is a messenger RNA of Dunckerocampus dactyliophorus (ringed pipefish), 8220 nucleotides long. It is a transcript of the gene bco1, whose product is annotated as beta-carotene oxygenase 1. Bases 1 to 1734 code for a protein of 577 amino acids. Lineage: Eukaryota; Metazoa; Chordata; Actinopteri; Syngnathiformes; Syngnathidae. The record is from RefSeq and is a predicted model, not a curated record. The transcript has 11 exons. Gene Ontology annotation, molecular function: carotenoid dioxygenase activity; beta-carotene 15,15'-dioxygenase activity. Gene Ontology annotation, biological process: carotene catabolic process; retinal metabolic process.
AUGUAUGUGAGUUUAGGUGAGCAUAUUUUCCUUGAGAUGUGCACACAUUGCAGAUUCUCUAACCCGCCUCUCAUGUUCUCUUGGCCCGCCCCCCCUGCCGAGAGCUUUAAAAGGAGUGGUUUGCACCUCGUCCUAUGUCUUCAGACGGCACCACAAGCACACCACGUCAACAUGGACUUUUCCAAAAACGCAACAGAGCGGCCGGAGCCUCUAAAGGCUGAAGUGAAAGGGAACAUCCCCUCCUGGCUGCAAGGCACGCUGCUGCGCAAUGGCCCCGGGAUUUUCUCAGUGGGGGACACCAGCUACAACCACUGGUUUGAUGGCAUGUCCAUCAUGCACAGCUUCUCCUUCAAGGAUGGCGAAGUGACCCACAGGAGCAGGUUCCUGAGAGGUGACACUUACAAAGCCAACAUGGAGUCCAACAGAAUUGUUGUGUCUGAAAUGGGAACCAUGGCCUACCCUGACCCGAGCAAGAACUUCAUUGUUAAGGCGAUCACCUUCCUCAACCACACGGUUCCCGACUUCACCGACAACGGUGCCAGCAAUUUCAUCAAAUACGGUCAGGAUUAUUUUGCAACCUCAGAAACCAACUAUAUUCGUAAAAUCGACCCUGUGACCCUGGAGACCAUGGAUAAGGUGGACUACAUGAAGUUCCUCCCUGCGAACUUGGUGACAUCCCAUCCGCACUACGACAACGAGGGCAACGCCUACAACAUGGGCACUUCUAUAGCUGAUAAGGGCAAGACCAAAUACAUGCUGUUCAAAGUCCCCGCUGUUUCUCAGAAAGACAAAGACAAGAACGCCCUGGCGCUGAAGAACGUGCAGGUGAUCUGCUCCGUGCCGUGCCGCUCCCUCCUGACUCCCAGCUACUACCACAGCUUUGGCAUGACGGACAACUACUUCAUCUUCAUCGAGCAGCCCUUCAAGCUGGAUAUCGUCAAGAUGGCCACCGCCUACAUGAGGGGGGUCAACUGGGCCAGCUGUUUGAAGUUCUGCCCAGAAGAUAACACGCUGAUCCACCUGAUAGACAGAAAGACUGGCAAAGAGGUGGAGACCAAGUACUACACGGGAGCCAUGGUGGUCUACCAUCACGUCAACGCUUUCGAGGCGGAGGGUCACGUCAUUUUUGACGUCAUCGCCUACAAGGACAACAGCCUUUAUGACAUGUUUUACCUGAGCAAGCUGAAGGACAACCGGGGACGUCACGAUGAAAGCUACUCCAAGCCAAGCUACAACAGAUUUGCCAUUCCCGUUCAGCCAAUCCAGGGCGCCGCAAUAGGAGAGAAUGUGGUGAAGGUGAAAUGCACCACAGCCAGCGCGGUGAAAGAGAAGGAAGGCAAGCUAGUGUGCCAGGCUGAGGUGCUCUGUGAAGGGUUGGAGCUGCCUCGCAUUAACUACAACCUGAAUGGCAAGAGCCACCGCUUUGUGUACGGCAACUGUGUGGAGGAAUCUGUGCUUGCUAGAGAGAUUGCCAAGUUCGACGCAGAAACCAAGCAAAUGUCGACCUGGAGCGAAGACAACUGCUGGCCGUCUGAGCCGGUGUUUGUGCCGAGACCCGACGGCGAGGCAGAGGACGAUGGCGUGGUGUUAACAUCCGUGAUCAACGCCAACCCCGACCAGUCCAACUUCAUCCUGGUUCUCGAUGGCAGAACAUUCAAGGAAGUAGCUCGGGGGUACGUGAACACUGAGCUCCAUAAAGACAUGCACGGAUUUUUUAUCCCUCAAGGAAAUUAGCCUUUUAUUGUACACAUUUAAAUAUCUUUUGGAAUUCGAAACAUUGCAGCAGUGUGCCAAAAAAACAACUGUAAUAUAAUGUAACAUGCACUCCAGCAUAGUGCUCUAUUAUAUCCAGCCACACUUUAUUCUCUUUUGGUGCUUUUUUGGUGCUAUUUUGUUUCAAUUUUGAAGAAAAUGAAGCAAAACUGAUUGCAAGAAUAAAUCCAUAAUGUGGGAGGAGUCACACACGUGAAACAUCUUAUCAUGCGUUGCUCAUCAUUCUCAAGUCCUUUACCGUUCUAUCAGACUGUUGAACGUCAGCAAGGCAAUCAUGUGAACAGCAGAGGCUAUCACGGUCGCCGACUCUAUCACGUUAAAAACAUGUCGAAGUCAGUGUUGACGUUGUAUAAAAGGCUACAUGCACGACUUGGAGUGGCAUUUUUACUCGCGUUUACAUUUGGAGAUAAAUAUUAACAUGCAUAUUCAAUAAAAUGUGCCUGGACCUCAAAAUGGUACCACACUGUCAUUUGACAUGGUUAUCCUAUUGCAGGCGUGUCCGGAGUACGCCACGGGGCCGUUUGUAGCCCGCGGCACAUCAUAAAAAUAUAAUUGUACAAGAAAACAACGGCAAAAAUGGACAAAUGAGAAUAAAAUCAAAAUAUUAAGAGAAAAAAAGUUGCAGGCUAACAAGAAAAAGUCAUAAUUUUACAAGAAUAACAGCAUAAUACUAUAAGGGGAAAAAACAUCAUUUUAGGAGCAUAAAGUUAUAUUUUUUUAAGUUGUAAUACUAUGAGAAACUACGGAGCAAACUACAAACUUUUGCGAGGGAACGCAAAAGAGACUGCGGUAAAGUUAGAAACAUGUUCACCUAUUCAAACUUCCGGGAUCAAUAACUCCCAAGUGAAUGGUUCUAACACAGCAAACCAAACCUCCUUCCAACCGUGGCAACACAGACAAACGAACUACGAGGCGGUUUUGAUCAAAACGAGCCGUCUUCUUUGCAGUCUGACUUCUGUUGAUCUUUAUGAGAAGCCGUGAGAAUCCGGCAGCGAGACCGCAGCGCAGGGACCAUCUCCAAAUGUCUUCUCCUUCUGUAUUAUGGCGGUUGGCAUCAAUGUUACCAAUUCCUCAGUAAGAAAGGUAGCUAUUGGCUGUUCUGAAAGGUGACAGAUGACGAUGACGUCAUUGGCUACACACACACACAGAUAGACAGACAGACACACAUAGAUAGAUAGAGAGAUAGAGAUAUAGAUAGAGAGAUAGAGAUAUAGAUAUACUCAAAGCAACAAGUUUGUGAAAACUGACUUUUACAUAAUUUAUUAGGUUGUUAGACUAUUUUUUUUCCUUAAUGUCCCCUCCGGGGCUCUGUAAGAAACAAACCAAAAUUUUUUUUACAUUUUUGGAAAAGUAGGUUGAACAAAAAGUCAAAAUCUUCUGGAAAAUUAAAAAAAUAUAUAUAUUUUUUAAAAGCAACAGCAGAAAUGGAAAGAUCAGCUGUAAUUUUAUGACAACAAAGUCCGCAUUCUAACAAGAAAAAAAGUCAAGGCAAUUUUACGAUAAAUAAUGUCAUUUUAGGAACAAAGUUUAAAUAUAAAGAAAAAAUGUUUUUAAAAAAAUGGUAAAGUUGUGAUAUUAUGUGAAACAAACAACAAAAUAAGGUUUCAUUUUAAAACUGGUAGGGAACCUAUGGCUCGGGAGCCAGAUGUGGCUCUUUUGAUGACUGCAUCUGGCUCUCAGACAUUUCUUAACACCAUCAAAUUUCUUUUUUUUUGCUGACAUUUUAAAGUAAAACAUUAUAGAAAUCACAGUAUUAAAAUAACAUUCAAAAUAUAAAACUUUGUCACGCAUUAUCCAUCCAUCCAUCCAUGUUCUAGCGCCAUGCGGGCGGCCUGAGCCAAUGCCAUUCAUCCUUCCCAUAUUUUCCAUGUCAAACACUAAAACUUGAUUAUUAUUGGAUAAUGUGGUAGCCUACCCGGGUCAUUGAGAGGUCAAGAAGUAAACGUCCCUCCUUUAACAGUCAGCUAGCUAAUUCUGCACAGCAAACCCUUUUGAUGAAGAAGAUGGCAAAAAGAAAGGCCGAUACGGAGUACGAUGUAAAACCAUGCAGCACCAGAAGUUGCAUUCAUGGUAAGAAAUACUUAACUUAAUAUUGGUUAGUUUCAGGAGAACUGUGUUAUUAAAAAUAAUCAAUUAAACGACAUAUUGUGUUCUAAAAUUGUUGGUCUUGCUGUGUUGCAAAAUACGAUAUGUCUCUCACGGAAAUACAUUUUAAAAUAUGUGGCUUUCAUGCUCUCUUAGCCAAAAAGGUUCCCCACCCCUCUUUUAAAAUAUUAAGGGAAUAAAUUCAUGAUAUUAUAAGAAGAAAAUUUUCUAGAAGAAAGUUGAAAUAUUUUGGGGGAAAAAAAAUAGGAAAAAAGAACAAAGACCGAAGUCUAUACUAAUAAUAUCUAUAUCACAAAGCUGACAUGCACUUUUUCUUGAAAUAUGUCGAACUUUUUAUCAUAUCUACCUGUGUUGCUUUACAAAAUGUCAAAGUGACGCUUGCUUCCUUUCAUUUUUCACUACGUGGCCCUCGCUGGCAAACGUGAGGACACCCCUGCCUUUUUGUAAUAAUGGCCACUAGAGGGAGACAAAGCCGACAUCAAAGUACAUCAUAAUAGUCAAUUAAAAGAGCAUUUAAUGAAAGCCUUCUGAAAUAUCAAAUAAAACUAUGACAUGUAUUUUUCAACAAAUAUCAGCCAAACUCAGUCUUCACAUUGAGUCAAAUUUAUUCAUUUAGCCAGUCGAAAAAAAUGACACCAGUUAUAAAUAAGGGCAGUGGACAGCAAAGUUUGUAAACGCCUCAUAAAAAUACAGACAAUAUGGAAGGAAAAUCGACCCGACAUCAUGUCCCCCACCCCAGCCGCACCACCACAAUCACAUCUUUAUUAUUUCAUUGAUCAAAGUAUGUGCACAGUGCAUCAGUAAACAUUGAUGGAGACUGAAGAUGACGCACACUAACACCAUUUUAAAGACAUACACACACACACACGUUUGUAUUUUACUACAUGGCAGCGUGUUACUAUCACUACAAUUAUCAUAUGAAAUCACUCAGUCAGGUGCGACGUUUAAAAAUGAUGAUGCGCACGAGCCACAAAUGACGGCAGUUGGCUUCACUGUGCAGUCAACUCAGGAGAUGUUAGGCAAUAAAUGCCUCAACUAAACAGUGCUGCCAUCUUCUGGCCAUUUGUCUGAAAAGCAGCUUCUAGGGAGACCAUCCUGUCGCUCGUGCAAUAAAGCAGCCUGAUCUGCUGGGUCUCUAAAGAGGAAGAAUUCAAUCUGAUCGGAGACUCUUCCAAAGUGCGGUGGUGCUUGCAGAGGGAUGGGCGUUAAGGCCUGCGGUUAUGACCCCCGACCCCUUCUCUCAUUUCCUGAGCGGGCUUAACGGACCCUCUGCGGGCUCUCCGUGAAAGGUGAGCCCGGGAAAGAGGCCUUUUAAGGAAACUGGAACCCACCGACAUGCAAAAUGCGGUUUCCGAGAUGCUUUGUGUUUUGUAUUUCACUGGCUGUCCUCGUCUUUCGAUGACGACUUGCUUUUCUCAGAGUCUUCUUCACCUUCGCCAGCUGCGGGGCACAAGCAGGCAAAUGGAUACGUUUAUUUUGAAGGUCCCCCCCGGCACUUCCUGUCAUUGUUAAUGUUGCUUUUCCUUCCUUGAGCACCAAAAUGAAGAAUGAACUAAAGAAUGAUUUGUAUUGAGCAGGUAUAGUAAUACUCAAAUGAGCACACUGAAAAUGAAUCAACAGCGCCUCCGGUGGCCGCAGCGAGUAGUGCACCCCAAGUGGAUGGACUUUUGAGUUAUGACGGCUGCGUUUAUAAGUAGAAGUCAUCGAAGGACUUUGGCUUGGAUCAAACUCCCCAAAAGUGGCAAUUGGAGUUCAACCAACAUUUACUAUGAAAAAUAUGGCUCAAAAGUCAAACAGAACCCAGUUUCAACCGGAAAUUGUACUAAGUGCAAUGUAGGAAAGCUGUGCACGCCUGCACAACACUGUAUGCUUGGUGACAGUAAGUUAAAGACAAAAAAAUAAUAAUAAAUACAAUUAUGAAAUAAAAAAAAAUAUUAAAUAUGGCGGCUUAUUUUCUGAGAAGAAAAAAUACAAAUAUGACAAAAGUCAAAACAUUUUUUAAUUAGAAAAUCUAAAACUUACAAAAUAAAGCCUGUUUUCUGAGAUGAAAAAAUAAAAUAUUUAUGAAAAUUAAAAGUAAAUUAAAACUUUUUUUAAAUUAGAAAAUCAAAAACGUACAAAAUAAAGUCUGUUUUCUGAGAUGAAAAAAUAAAAAUACUUAUGAAAAUUAAAAGUAAAUGAAAACAUUUAAAACAUUUUGUUUAAUUCAACAAUAUUUUUGACUGUACUUAUUUUUACACUUAUUUUGAUAUUUUUUUAAAGUGCCUUUACAGCCGGGCUGAACAAAAAUCGUGAAUUUUUUUUUUUGAUUCACACAAAAAGGAAAGGCGAGCCUAUUUAAAUAAAUAAAAUAAAUAAAAGUUUGACUUUAGCACCUGCGUUGCAAACAAACGCCGCCAUUUUACACAAAGCCGUUUAGCCGUUUUUAUGGGUAGACACUUAUGUGAACACUUAGCACUAUCAUGCUAAGUGCUGGCAUGCUAAAAUUAGCAUGUCAGCAUUUCUAGCAUGUUAAAUAUUGCAUGUUAGCUUUGCUAGCAUGCUAAAAUGAUCAUAGUAGCAUUUUUAGCCAUUUUCAUAGGUAGACACUAUUAUGCUAGGUGUUAGCAAGUUAGCAUUGCUAACACGAACAUAGUAGCUUUUUUGAGAUUUUCAUAAAUAUGAACUUAAGCAGACACUUAACAUUAUCACGCUAGGCGUUAGCAUGCAACAUAAUUAUGCUAACAUUUUUAGCAUUUUCAGAGGUAGGCACUUACAUAAACACUUAGCACUAUUAUGCUAAAUGUUAGCAUUUAAGUCAUUCAAACCCUUUGAUGGCAUGUUCAUCGUCAAGGAAUCUAAAUAUGCAGAUAAAAAUAAAUGUAGGACUAAUAUUUAUGGUGUAAAUCCCAAUACGGGGGGAUAAAAAUCAAAUCAAAUGAUUUCUGUAGUGCAUGGUGUGCGUGGCAUGGAAAAUGGAAAAUUGUAAUUCACAUUUUUUCCAGUCAUUGACGUUUUAUAAGGGCCAGAGUUUGACCCUGUAACAGAUCAUUAAGAUUUCCAUGACGCGUCAUGGAGAACGAAGUCAAAUCCAAACAUGUCUGAGUAGAUCGCGUUCAACCACCUGCCUCACCUGGUUUGUUGAUGCUGAGCUGCGCCAGGCUCGCCGACAGGUCCGCGGGUCCCGGCGCACCGGGGUCCGCUGGGAUGUCGUGGAUGGCGUUCCUGCGGCCGGACCGUCGAGAGGCAAUGAAGUCCUCAUAGGUCGCCUCCACAUCCGUCAUGUCUGCCACGCCUCACCAUGGCAGGGCCUGCACUCCCUAAAUGCAACACCUUCACUUGGGAGCGCAUUCUAUACCAUAACGCCACUUCUAGGUCAGCUGCCCACAGUCACUGGAGGCUGCUGCCAACCAGCAACCACAGGCUAUUUUUAGACGCAUGCGAGAGAGCGUGCAGCUGCUCCGAAUGGUGUCAACAUGGGCAAGACCCCCGAAGACGUCGUUGACCUCAGCCAAGGAAAAAGCCCCACGAUGACUGCCUCUCCGAUGUUUUUAGCCUCGCGAUGCAAUAUUCAUUUGUAACUUUUCAUAAUUUAGACACGCUUGCGCUUGUGACGCUGUGCUGCAAAGCCGAGGCCGCAACAACACUAUGUGGACAAAAGUAUCGGGACAUGCGCUCCUGACAACCACAGGAGGUGAAAAUGGAGGAAAAUCCGGCGGCGGUUGGUGCCUUUUGCAGGAAACAAACAUCUUAGACUCCUCUGGGAAGACUUGAACGUUCACCCGGAAUGACUUGAGGUGAAGUUGAGCCUGUUUCUAUUGUAGCUCAUCCUUAAGGGAACCAUUUUUGGUUACUUGCGACAAGCACGGCUAAAACAGGAAAUGCACAUAGAAAAAUAUUUUUUAAAGCUACAUUUUUUUUGUCUGAAGUACAACAUAUAAAUAUGACAAUAUAAUAGUGGCAUCAUAAUUAAAUACAAUAAUGUUUUUUUAAAUACGUUCUAAAUUGUAAUAUUUUUCUUUAAAAUAUGUUUAAAGCUAUAUUUUUUCGUGAAUAUAAUAUAAAACUAGCAUCAUAAUUAAAUACAAUAAAAAUUGUAACACAAAAUAGGUUUUAUUUAAAAAAAAAAAUUAAAGCUAUAUUACAAUUUUUUGUGAAAUAAGACUUAUAAUAUAAAUAUAACAAUAUAAUAGUGACAUCAAAUGAAUUACAUGCAAUAGUUGGCCGCUGACUUUUGGCAGAUUUUGGCAUGCUUCUCCUAAGAGUAAUACAAAAAUACAACAAAAACACAGUUUUUAAUGUUUACAUGUUUCUUCAUUUUCAAAAAUAUUUUUUUAAAGCUAUAUUACAUUUUUUUGUGAC